This is a messenger RNA of Venustampulla echinocandica, 639 nucleotides long. RefSeq lists its product as uncharacterized. The transcript is spliced from 3 exons. The record is from RefSeq and is a predicted model, not a curated record. Lineage: Eukaryota; Fungi; Ascomycota; Leotiomycetes; Helotiales; Pleuroascaceae. The coding region runs from base 1 to 639 and encodes 212 amino acids.
AUGAUCACCUCUCGUGUACAACUGAUCUUUACCUCCAAUGGCCCCGCUGCGUCACCAGAGAAAUUGUUGAGCUACAGCAAAGGGGCCUACAAAUUAAUCAAUAGAACAGUCCACCCUGUAAAACAAGCUACCUAUACCCCUCGCGACCCUCGACGCGGCGCGCUGGCUAUCUUGAAACAAGCAAAAAUGGCAACAGCCAGUGUCACAGCGCUCAGAUAUGUAUCCGCUUUAGUCCCGAUGCGAUUUGACAGCAAGUCGUUGUUUAUCGCAUCGCGUGGUACUAGAUUGAAUGUUGUUGCAAUCGCCGACCAUCCUGCAACCGCCGGAACAACCAAUGUAUCGGCCAUUCCAAAGCAAUACUCGAAUGGAAGGCCUGAACUCGAUGACAGGGCGAACGUCAGAGACAGAGCCGAGACCGAGGGGAAGUUCACACAUGAUUUUGGUCAUUUCGCCAACAGUAGAGGUUUCGUCGAAUACGACAAUAGUCGCGCUGAGCCCAAGGACUACGAGCAAAAGCAGUCCACGGUUUCGAAUAGCACACCCAUAGGUGAGGAUGAGAAUGAUACUGAGCCAUACGUUGAAUGGGAUAUCAAUGCACACAAAGUGGCUGGCGAGGAGCCCCCAGGAUCGGGAGACUAA